CCGUACACACAAUUCACAAAUAAGGAACAAGGCCCGAAGGGGGAAACUCACAAACAAUGGCGACUAUGGUGGAGGAAAACUCAACGGAACAAACCCUACCGGAAGAGAUGCAGCAGCAGCAGCAGAAGCCCGGGAGCAGUAGUAGUAAUGGUGAUAAAAACCCCAGCCAGUCGCAGGUAUGGAUGACGAUGGCUCAAGCUUGGCUGUCCGCCUUCCCCGACGCCAAGGCUGUGAGUACCGCCGAUGUCGAGGCCUGGAUCGAGUCCAAUUACAGCUCUUUACCAACCGACCUUCAGUCCAUGCCUCGCUCCGAGAUCAUCCAUCGCCUCCUCUCCAUUCAGAACUACAUGAGACCUUCUCCUCAGCCGGUGGCAGUGGUGAAACCAGUUGACAUCUCAAGCGAUAUUCCCAGCUACCGAUUCCAACGCACAGAUAGAUGGCUGCCAGUUUAUUCAUGGUUGGAGACCUUGGACAGUGACGAGGUGGUUAAGUCUAAAGAAAUCUAUGACUGGUUAGAUUCCAACCCAGAUAUCAAAGAAGACUUGUUCUCCAGACACUCGCGGUACCAUUUGAUGCAUUACAUCAAGAAGUGCCAUUUCAAGAUACUCAAGAAGAGGGAUAAAAAGAAGGAAUCCCAGCAGGCAGACAAACCAAUCUCGCCCAAUGCACACAAUAGUAUUGUGGAGUUUAAGGAACCACCAGCACCACCUGCAACUAUAAGCAAACAACUGAUCAGUAUACCCAAAGAUAGUGACCUGUAUGCAGCCAAAAGAAAUGAAGCUGUUCAAAAGUAUGAGAUCUUAUUGGAGUUGGAGAAGAAGCUCAUGCCUCACUUUUCGAAGCGCCAAAAGCUGCAAUGAAGCGAUCUUACUUGACGGUCGAGAUUUUUGCCCUGAUUUAUGUCAACUCCUAGCGGUAGUGAAUCAAGUUAUUGUAAGUAGGCAAACUCCACUGACUUGAGAAGUCGAUGCAGCCGAGGAAAGAAGAAAACCACUGUCUAUUAGUGUAAAAUAUGGAAUGUAGGGGGCUAAGGAACUGCUCUGCCUUGUCCCCCAUCCCUUACAGCUUGAUGUGCGUGGCUGAGUUGCUGGCCUGGCUGGCAUCCCAUAUGUGCUGAAUGAAGCUAGGCAGUUGAAAAGUUGAAAAAGAGUGGGACGAUGAUAUCUAGAGCAAUUGGUGUUGGAAUGAAGGAUGGGCCUCCAAGUGGGGUGUUUUUCUCAUCUCAUCAAUCCGUUGGCGCUUGUAGUUUUCAAGAGAAGUCUCUUAGUCUUUAAUUAAUCAUUUGGCUUGUUGGGAUAGAAAGAAAUGACGCAUAUUGUAAACUGGAAUGAUGCUUUUAUUUUUUCUAAUCAAAAUUGAAGCAAUGUCUUGGAUAUUACCGUCCCACUGCUGGAAAGCAGAAGCCAGAAACAGAGAAUGGAAGGCCAAAUGGGAGAUCUGACACAACUCUGCAAACCAAACCCCACGAAACACCAUGGAAAUGAAUUAUGAUGAUAUCA
Linum trigynum is the source of this 1499-nucleotide messenger RNA. The record is from the annotation of a GenBank genome assembly. Lineage: Eukaryota; Viridiplantae; Streptophyta; Magnoliopsida; Malpighiales; Linaceae.